AUGGGCGGUGGAAAUCGAGCUCCUGGUGGACAAACAACUGUUUACUAUCAUCAACCAACGCAGGAAAUUCCACCCGGUUAUGGUCCAUAUGCUCAACCUCAACAACAGUUCUAUCCGGGACAACCUGUACCUCAGCCGUAUUAUCAUCCUCAACAACAAGGUGGCCCUUAUUCACAACCUCCAGGAUUUCCUCAGCAACCAGGCUACUAUCCACAAGGUGGCUAUCCUAACCAGAUGCCUCCCUACAAAUGA
This is a messenger RNA of Didymodactylos carnosus, 252 nucleotides long. Lineage: Eukaryota; Metazoa; Rotifera; Eurotatoria; Philodinida; Philodinidae. The record is from the annotation of a GenBank genome assembly.